Messenger RNA from Cololabis saira (Pacific saury), 3604 nucleotides. It is a transcript of the gene arhgap18, whose product is annotated as Rho GTPase activating protein 18. Gene Ontology annotation, cellular component: cytoplasm. Gene Ontology annotation, molecular function: GTPase activator activity. The transcript has 18 exons. Lineage: Eukaryota; Metazoa; Chordata; Actinopteri; Beloniformes; Belonidae. The record is from RefSeq and is a predicted model, not a curated record. Gene Ontology annotation, biological process: regulation of small GTPase mediated signal transduction; signal transduction; regulation of actin filament polymerization. The coding region runs from base 179 to 2323 and encodes 714 amino acids.
GUCAAGAGGAGCAGGACGAGAGCAGCAGGGCAGUUUGAUGUCAGCAUGAGUCGGCAACACAGUCAUUGUUCAGCUCUGGAAAGGGCGCACAGAUAAGACACGUACAUGGGCUUUAUCAAUCCCGGAUCGGAGGCCUAGUCGUGGAUGAGAGAGACGAAGGAAUAAAAGGAGGAGAAACAUGAGUCGGCCGCAGUCUCAGGGAGUGGUUUUGACGGGUUACCACAGCAACGCGGAACUGUUGCCGCAAACUGCACUACCAGAGUCCAGCAGUCCUGCAGCCCCGGAGUCCAGCUCAUACAGCCGAAGAACAGGCCAAUACACUCUCCAGCAGAACCAGAACACACAAGACGGAGACAAAAAUGAACAUCCCUCGGCUACCAGCAGUGCAAAAACCAGCGCCACUGACCCGUCGUUGCUGGCUCGCCCCAGGUCCCAGUCUUCCUCCAGCCCUAAGCCAGGCUCCAGCCCUAAACCAGGCUCCAGCCCUAAACCAGGUUCAAGCCCUAAACCAGGCGUCAGCCCCAAACACAGUCACAACUCCAGGUCCAGACCACAGGCCGCGUGUCUGCGCAGCUUCUCUCAGGACUCCCUGGAUGAGCUGGAAAUGGAUGACUACUGGAAGGAGGUUGAGAAUAUCACCAGCUCAGGAGGAGGAGCAGGGAGGGGAGACGGAAACACUCAAGAGGAGGAGCAGCAGAAAAUUCCUGAAGAUGGAGAGCAGGAAGAGGCGUGGCUUACAGAGGCGGGGCUUGCACGGCUGUUCGAUGAUUCGUUGGCAGCUAAUGAUCAGGACCAGGAAGAAGACAGUGCAGCCUUCCUGUCCACCCUCACGAGAACUCAGGCAGCAGCUGUGGAGCGCCGCGUCACAUCACUGCAACAGACGUUGCUACGGCGACGCAACCGGCAACACUUUCCUGAUGUUCGGGACAUAUUCAGACCUCCUGAAAAGGAUGAAGAGCUUCACGAACUAAAAAGGAGAAGUGAGAACGGUCAAAAAGAUGCGUCCACAGGCGAGAUAGAAACAGAAGUGAACGUUGAGGUGGCUUUUUCAGAGCAGGCGCUUUCUUACAGGGAUAACCAUCAACGGUUAAAGGCCACCCCCAGCCUUAACUCGCCAGAUGACAAACUCCCAAACUUUAAGCUGCUUCGCGACAAAACGGGUCAGACCAGAAUAGGAGAUCUGUCUCCUCUGGACAUGUUCAAGGUGCGCAGGCUGGUGCUUGUGGAGGUGACCGCUCUGUUUGACACAGCUGGGAUUGACCUUAAGGCGCACAAAGCUGUCAAAGUUAAGACUAAAGAAAGUGGCCUGUUUGGUGUUCCUCUCACCACUUUAUUGGAUCAAGACCAGAGACGGGUUCCUGGGGCCAAAGUGCCAGUCAUACUGCAGAGGCUCAUCAGUCAUAUUGAGGAAGAAGGAUUAGACACGGAGGGGUUGCUACGGAUCCCUGGAGUGGCCACUAGAGUCAAGUCCCUCUGCCAGGAGCUCGAGUCCUCUUUCUAUGAUGGGACGUUUCCGUGGCAACAGUUGAAACAGCACGAUGCUGCUAGCCUUUUGAAGCUGUUCAUCAGGGAAUUACCCCACCCACUGCUGACUGUUGAAUACCUCAAUGCUUUUAUUGCCGUCAGUAAGUUGCCCACAAAGAAGCAGCAGCUCCAGGCCUUGAAUCUACUGGUCCUUUUGUUACCCGAAUCUAAUCGAGAUACUUUGAAGGCAUUGGUGGAGUUUUUCAAGCGGGUAAUUGACCAUCAGACCCAGAAUAAAAUGACCCUGAACAAUGUGUCUGUUGUCAUGGCGCCCAACAUCUUCAUGUUCAAAGGCUUUCGGUCCAAGGUUACAGGGCAGCAGGAGUUUUCCAUGGCAACCAGCACCGCCAGCAUUGUCCGGUUCCUGAUAAGAUAUCAAAAUCUCCUGUGGACAAUCCCCAAGUUCAUUUUGACCCAGGUUAGACAACAAAACAUGGAAAGUCAGCGGAAACAGAACAAAGAGAGAGCUGUAAGAAAGCUGCUGAAGAAGAUCACCACUGAUAAACCACCUGAUAAAACUAUCCCUGAGGAGAAUUCUCAGGGAUUUAUUCGAGUCCAAGCGCCCCAGUUACGUAAAGUUUCCAUGGCAGUUCAGCUGACUGAAGAGCUGCAAGCCGAUGACAUAUUAACACGAUUCCUCAGCCAAGACAGUUCCUUGGCAGUGAAAAAAGAGGAGUUGUGUCUCUACGAGAUUGGUGGAAAUAUCAGGGAAAGGUGCCUAGAUGGGGAAACGUACAUGAAAGAUCUCUUCCAGGUGAACCCUACAGCAGAGUGGAUCAUCAGAGCCGUGCAGAGAUAAAGUCCAUGUCAUCACGUCCUGCGCCGAGUUCUAACAACACUGUGUCCUGCUGACAUCACACGUCAGCAGCUUCUUUGUGGUUUCCACUGGAUUUGGAUCCAUUUCAACCUUUUUUUAUGUGUAGCAAAUAAAACUGUUAGUCAGAACAUGCAGCGAAUCCAAAGGCAGAAGAAGUCAUUAAAACUGAAAAUGGGAGAUAAUAUUUUUCAGCCUAUUGCAUUACAUUAUCAUGAUUCCUAGGUGAUACAAGAUAAGAAUUAGAGGAUAUAUGCAAAAACCAACCUCAACAUUGUACCCAAAUUGCCUUAUGGUGUAUAAGGAGAGUUGAAGUUUUUUAAGUAUCAUUAUCCUAAAGCACAGUAUGGUUGUCCAGGUGAAACUGAACCACUUCUCCAAAGACUUUUGUCAACUCUGUGCACAUAAGGAAAACUGUCCCAGUUUCUAUACUGUGAUUUCUUGCAUCUAAUCACUUUAAGAUGUUUUCAGUAAUUAAUUUAAGUAUAUGAUGUCGUGCAAUAAAUUACAAAGCUUAAAUCACAAAGCAGAGAGAUAAAUAUAUCAACCUGUGUUUUUGUUAGAAGCCGUAAAGGGUUAAUAUAUGGCCACAUAACAGAAUCCUGCUAUGAUCAGAUCUGAGAUAAAGCAGUUUUUUUUUUUUAAAGAAGUUUUUUUAUUUUUUUUAUGUGAUCAUAAAACACAGGCUGUCGCUAACUAUUCAAGGCCUGCUAUAAUGACGUCACUGUUUUUAAGGUAUAUUCAUAUUUUGUACACAAUAUAUUUUGAAGCUGCAGAUGAUUGAGUCUGUUUUAUGUGUUAUUAUGUUUUAAACUACUAAAAAAAAAACCUGUAUAUAUGUUAAAAACCACCAAUUUAUACAUUUAUACACAUAAAGCAUACAGUAUGGUGGUAUUAUUUGUGAAAGUUAAUAUCAAAUAAACAAGUUUUACACCAAAGACUUGAUCAUGAUAGAGCAAAGUGCCCAUUUUGAAGUCCUAAACUGCAGAUUUAAAAAAUGGCUAUCAAUGCAUAGUGGAUACAAAACAUGUGGAAAAUGCUUUUAGUCAGCUAUGAAAAAUUAAUCGUAGGCUAUAUGUUUUUGCUGCUUAUUUGUGCUUUCAACAAUAGGUGUAAAAGGAUUGUGUUUCUCACACUCUCAAUAUCCUGUCUUCUAUAAUGUUGUAUACUGAUUAUUUUAUUUUCUUUUUCAAAAAAUGACAUUUGUCUUGCUGCCUCUUAAAUGACCACUAAAACCUACUGUAAAUAAACACCGUUAUUAUCACA